Messenger RNA from Oreochromis aureus, 1985 nucleotides. It is a transcript of the gene mipb, whose product is annotated as major intrinsic protein of lens fiber b. Gene Ontology annotation, biological process: transmembrane transport. Gene Ontology annotation, molecular function: water channel activity. The transcript is spliced from 4 exons. Gene Ontology annotation, cellular component: plasma membrane. The record is from RefSeq and is a predicted model, not a curated record. Lineage: Eukaryota; Metazoa; Chordata; Actinopteri; Cichliformes; Cichlidae. Bases 13 to 804 code for a protein of 263 amino acids.
UCAACCGUCACCAUGUGGGAGUUCCGGUCUAUGAAUUUUUGGCGGGCAGUUUUUGCCGAGUUCUUCGGGACCAUGUUUUUUGUGUUCUUUGGCAUGGGCGCUGCCCUGCGCUGGACCACUGGGCCUCAUCAUGUCCUUCACGUGGCCCUGUGCUUUGGGCUGGCAGCCGCUACCCUCAUCCAGUCCAUCGGCCACAUCAGCGGCGGCCACAUCAACCCUGCCGUCACCUUUGCCUACCUUGUCGGCUCACAGAUGUCUCUUUUCCGCGCCAUUUUCUACAUUGCUGCCCAGUGCCUGGGUGCUGUAGCCGGGGCUGCUGUGCUGUAUGGGGUCACACCAGGCAACAUGAGAGGCAACAUGGCAAUGAACACGCUGCAGCCUGGCAUCAGUCUGGGGAUGGCCACCACUGUGGAGGUCUUCCUCACCAUGCAACUUGUCAUCUGCAUCUUCGCCGUGACUGAUGAGAGGAGAAACGGACGUCUCGGAUCUGCUGCCCUCUCCAUCGGCUUCUCUGUUACCAUCGGACAUCUCAUGGGGAUGUACUACACGGGUGCUGGAAUGAACCCUGCCAGGUCCUUUGCCCCUGCUGUGAUCUUCAGAAACUUUAUCAACCACUGGGUGUACUGGGUCGGGCCUAUGAUAGGAGGUGCCAUGGGGGCCCUCCUGUAUGAUUUCAUGCUGUUCCCACGCAUGAGGGGUCUGUCCGAGCGUCUGGCCACACUGAAGGGCAGUCGACCUCCCGAGAACGAGACCCAGCAGGACACCCGCGGGGAGCCCAUCGAGCUCAAGACACAAGCCCUAUAAACCUGCCCCUUCUCCCCUUCUCUGACUGGGGCCGAGGGAUGAGGGACAAGGCCCUGAGCUACAUCAACCCCACCUCCACUGCCCCCACCCAGUGCCUUCACAUACACACACACAGACACAAAACUAACCCAGACAACUCACGUGUAGACUAACACCUAACAACAUUUUCCAGUGCCACUCUAAAAACAUGCAGGUCAAUCACCUUUAACCUCAGCACACAACAACACUCCUCUACACCCAGUCAUCUCUCUGUAUUCUGAACUGGACUUUGUGUUUUCAUAAAUGGUGACCAGAGAUUGAACCAGUAGCCGCCCCGUCUCUCCCUGUCCGCCUGCUUCCUCCUCCCAGGCAGGCUUUUGAUCUGCAAUGCAGAAGCGUGUGGAAACCCUGAAAUCCAGCAGAGAGAUUUGAGGAGGGGAGGAGACUGGGGGGGUAGGACGGAGGUGAGGCAGGGAUGUGGGAAUGAUAUGUGAGAGGGAUAAGAGAGCAUGGGGCAGGUGGGGGUGGAGUAGAGGGGUGGAUAGAGAGGGCAGCACUUCUGGGUUUGUGGUCGUUUCAAGUUGGGUUAGACCAGUGAAGAUGGGCAUGCUUUUCAUUAUUCACAAGAAUAAUUUUUUUCUCCAUUUUAGUUUAUUUUUUGUUUUGUUUUCCGCACUUCACACACAAGACGUGGAUGUAUGAUACCAUUAGAUUUAACCAGGGUUUCAUUAUUUUCAAUCACUACAAUUUAUCUGUGGGUUUGUGUUUGUGUGUGCGCGUGAGAGUGAGUGUGUGCCUUUGUGUGCGCCUGCGCCUGUACGUUUGGGUGUAUUUGCAAGUGAGUGCGUUUAUGUGUGUACGUGUGCGACCGAGAUCGCACAUACAGUACUUUUUAUUUCGUUUUACCGCUCUCAUGUUUCGUAACCACUGAUUGUGCUCAUUUUUUGUCCCCAAUUUUUAAGACAUUACCAUUUCUCCUCCCCCUUCACUGUGCUAUUUGGUAUGAUAUUCAUUUUUACAUAAACCAUCUGCUUUUUUGUUCUGAACCAGCGCAAUCCAAAGCAAAUGUUGUAUCCCAGACUUCAAGAGUAGGUCUGCUGAUCGGCUGUGCGAGUUUUACAUUGAGUCUCCUUUUAUUAUUUGAUCCUUAACUGGGAGCACAAAGCGUUUCAAUAAGAAUUUCAAUGAAAAUAAACAUAAAA